Caenorhabditis auriculariae is the source of this 579-nucleotide messenger RNA. Lineage: Eukaryota; Metazoa; Nematoda; Chromadorea; Rhabditida; Rhabditidae. The record is from the annotation of a GenBank genome assembly.
AUGUCAGUGAUUGACAGUGUGACUAGAAGAGGAAGAAGAAGGAGAAGGAGGAGGUGGAGUAAGAGGUCGGACGGGGGCAGCAAGCCAGUCGCCGAAGAACAGGCUCACCUAUCGGCUGGCCUAUCCGGUUCGGUUCAGUUCGACUUGUCCUACUCGGUAUGAAGGAAGAAGGGGGAGAGAAAACAAGGGAGGGAGAGAGAGAGAGAAAAGUCGCGGCCUCGGCGGCGGCGGGCGCUGCACGACUCAAACACGAAAAACCGGACAGACACUCCAAGUUGUCGGAGGGGCGACAAAACCGACCGUCUCGCCUCCGAACUUGCUUCGGAGAGGCGAGUAGGGAGGAGGAAAGGCCGCUCCACACCAGAAAGACCGGCCCCGAAGCGGCGAUUCUGGCUGCUGGCGACGCCGAAGGCGGUUCCUGUCGGACACGCCCACAUUUCGACAGUCUCCACCAUCAUCGGCCACCUCCACCUCUGCACACCGCCCUUUGUUCCACCAAAAUCAUCGGACUUGGAGCCGCGUCUUUCUGGCCACGCCCACUCGAAAAUAAUUCUCAUGUCGAGGUUGAGGUUGAGAUGA